UUCUUCCAUUGACUAACCCACAGUUCCGAGCGCACAGGGUAUAACGGCCGUAGGAACAAACGCUAGACCACUACAUACCAAGGAUAUUGAAAACAGAAGGGUCCCCUGUUCCGUGGUCUAGCAGAAGGCCAAGUUAUGCGGCCCUGGACAUCAGUAGCCCUGUUGGCGGUUGUGCUCAUCAAGUGGAUCAGCUGCAUCAACGGCUUCAGCGACUUCUGCAACAAACCCGUCAACUCCAGAAUCUGUGCAAUCCUGAGUGGUGGCCCCCCUCAAAAUGAAGAAAAACGGUUCCUUCGUUUCGGUCGUACAUUGGCAGGGGACAGCUUCCUGAGGUUUGGCAGACAAUUCUACAGAAUAGGAAAGGAUGGGGACGAUAUGGAGAAAAGAUUUUUGAGAUUCGGGCGUUCUGAUUCAGAUCUUGAUGACGUCAUACGUGCUUCCUUACUCGCAUAUUCAUUGGACGAUUCACCAAACAAUAGACGCAGGCGAUCCGUUGCUACUGCCCCGGUCGAGACCAAGGCUGUGGAGGUGGGAAACAAGGACAUUGAGAAAAGAGACGCCGAUGAGCUGACCAGUGAAGACAAGCGCUUCAUGCGGUUCGGGAGAUCUGGAGAAGAUGAAAAGAGGUUUAUGAGGUUCGGCAAGUCGGGAGAAGAAGAAAAGAGGUUUAUGAGGUUCGGCAAGUCGGGAGACGCAGAGAAGAGAUUUAUGAGGUUCGGCCGGGCUGGGGAAGAAGAGAAGAGGUUUAUGAGGUUUGGACGUGAUGGAGAAGACGAAAAACGGUUCAUGAGAUUCGGAAAGAGCGGCGAAGAGGAGAAGAGGUUCAUGAGAUUUGGCAGGGCUGGGGAAGAUGGUGAAGAAAUUGAAGAUGAAGAUGAAGGGAUCGAAGCAGACAAGCGUUUCAUGAGAUUUGGUCGUGACGGCGAAGACGAGAAACGAUUCAUGAGAUUCGGAAAGAGUGGAGAAGAUGAGAAGAGAUUUAUGCGAUUCGGCAAACGUUUCAUGAGAUUUGGCCGUGACGGACAAGACAAGAGGUUCAUGAGGUUUGGCAAGAGGUUUAUGAGGUUCGGAAAGCGAGAUUCUGGUGAAGGCAGUACAGAGAAAGCCGAAACUGCCGAGAGUUAGGUUGUGUCAUCAGAAAGACUAUGAUUCUUUAAACAUAGUAUAUCAUAUUUUGGGCAAUAUGUCUCUUUAUACAGAAAUUGUUUGGGGCGAGAGUGAGGGGUAUGGACUGUUCGCUGUUUCACACCCACCACCAUUAAAGAACGUGAGUCUAUCAUUCUGAAACUGCUUGACAUGUCCUUGCAGGUUACUGUGGCCAGCUGCCAUGUUGGGUGUUCACCUUUGUUUACGUACAUACAUUGAUUGAUUGUUGAAGUAUUUACAAUGAAACUGUAAAUAAAUUCCAUCCAAACAUG
Haliotis rubra (blacklip abalone) is the source of this 1418-nucleotide messenger RNA. RefSeq names its product FMRF-amide neuropeptides-like. The record is from RefSeq and is a predicted model, not a curated record. The transcript is spliced from 3 exons. Bases 136 to 1125 code for a protein of 329 amino acids. Lineage: Eukaryota; Metazoa; Mollusca; Gastropoda; Lepetellida; Haliotidae. Gene Ontology annotation, biological process: neuropeptide signaling pathway.